AUGAGACCCCGCAUCAAACCUCUCAACCGCCGCCCCAAAGUCACUUUCAUCAAGCGUGCAGCGCCACCACCACCACUACCAGACAUGGCCGCUGCUUCGGCUGGCGAGUUGCCGCAACGCCCGGCAGAAAGCGACGUGGACGAGGAGUUCGUCGACGACUCCGCCAGCGAUGACGUGCUGAGCACCGAGCCCAACGCCGCCGUGCCAGACCUCUUCACGGCGCCUCCCCCCAUCCGUGAUACGCUCGCGACAGCCACGUCGCAGGCCCAGGACGAGACGGUGCGGGAGUGCGUCCCGCUGCUGGCCGCGACGGACGCCGAAAUCGAAUACAACGCCCACGGUGUCCCCUCGCUGCUCCGCGACAACCACGUCAGAUUCCUCCAGAAGCAGCUGGGCCGGUUCCCUGCCCCGUAUGUGGCCGCCGAUGCCAGUCGCCCGUGGUUUCUGUAUUGGUCUCUCAACGCCCUGGCCCUGCUGGGUUACGACACGGCGUCGUACCGAGGGGACCUGAUUGAGACGGUGCGGACCAUGCAAAACCCCUCCGGCGGCAUGGGAGGCGGUCAUGGGCAAAACUCCCACCUCGCCACUACCUACGCCGUGGUCCUCGCCCUCGCCAUCAUCGGCGGUGAGGAUGCCUAUGAAGCCAUAGACAGGAAGUCCAUGUGGAGGUGGCUCUGCUCCCUCAAACAACCGAACGGUGGGAUACAGAUGACGCUGGGCGGAGAAGUAGACGUCAGGGGAGCGUACUGUGCAGCCGUUAUCGUAACCCUCCUGAACCUUCCUCUGGACCUCUCCGCCGACUCGCCGGCCUGGACGCCCGGCCGGCCCACGCUCUUCACUGGAUUGGCCGAGUAUGUACGCAGAUGCCAGACGUUCGAGGGCGGAAUAUCGGGAAAGCCGGAUGGUGAAGCGCAUGGAGCGUACGCUUUCUGCGCCCUGGGCUGCCUCUCGAUUCUUGACACUCCGCACCGCAGCAUCCCGAAAUACCUUGACGUGCCACGACUCAUCUCUUGGCUCUCGUCACGUCAGUAUGCUCCAGAGGGUGGCUUCAGCGGCCGCACGAACAAGCUCGUCGACGGCUGCUACAGCCACUGGGUCGGCGGGUGUUGGCCGUUGAUUGACGCUGUGCUGAAGGGUGCGAGAGAGCUCGAGGAUCAGCCGACCAGCGGUCGGUUUGCCCCGCAUCAGGGCAGUCUGUACAGUCGUGAAGGGUUGAUCCGGUACAUUCUGUGCUGCGGCCAGGACCGGUCGAAACGUGGCGGCCUCCGUGACAAGCCCAGCAGGCCGUCGGAUGCGUAUCACACUUGCUACGUCCUCUCGGGACUGAGCUCGGCCCAACACCAGUGGGAUCUCACAUAUGUCGGCGAAGACGAGACGAUCCUACCGGAGCCCAAGUGGGUGGUGUCGCCCUGUACUGAGGAGACACAGAUAUUUGACGAGGAGGACCGCGUCGGGACGACCCACCCCGUCUACACCAUCCCCCAGGAGAGCGUCGACGACAUGAAGGCGUAUUUCGCGUCCAAACAGGGAUUCUAA
Colletotrichum higginsianum IMI 349063 is the source of this 1536-nucleotide messenger RNA. Its product is annotated as prenyltransferase and squalene oxidase. Gene Ontology annotation, biological process: protein farnesylation. The transcript has 5 exons. Lineage: Eukaryota; Fungi; Ascomycota; Sordariomycetes; Glomerellales; Glomerellaceae. Gene Ontology annotation, molecular function: protein farnesyltransferase activity. The coding region runs from base 1 to 1536 and encodes 511 amino acids. Gene Ontology annotation, cellular component: protein farnesyltransferase complex. The record is from RefSeq and is a predicted model, not a curated record.